GCCGCCAUGUGACCCAGAAGCAGAAGAAGCCUCUCGCUGUCCGGAGAUAGAAGCACUGACAGUAAAAGUACCAACUAUUAUUAUUAUAUUAUUAAUUUAUAACACUACCGACAUCUAAAACAACCAGUUUGACCUCUGCAGCCUUUGUUUUUACCGACUUUAAAAACCAAACAGCUGUUAAAUAAUCCUCGGGGUUAGCAUUGUGUCUGCGACCCUCCAGCCGGCCGGGGGCUUCAUGUUUAACCACCUAUCCGCUGCUCUCACACUCUUCCCCCGCCGCCUCCUCUCCUCCUCCCCGCGGACUCUCCCCGGAGCCCGCCGCCUCCUCCGCGGGAUGCAGCCGGCCGCGGUGCGCUGCCUCCCCGGGGAGCCCAAACUCACCAUCUCCUUCCGCCUGGACGGAAGCCUGAAGCAGAUGCUGCGGGACCAGGACGAGGCUCUGGGCUCGGUUCUGACCCGGAUCGCACACAGCACCGCCAAGGGUCGAGGGAAGGCGAAGAAGGGCAGGAAGAACAAGGGGCAGCCGGCGGAGGAGGCCCCGGAGCCCGCCGUGGUGAAGCUGCUGUACGGCGGGGACGAGGUGGACCACACGGUGCUGAACGCGGAGGCCUGGCAGGACGGUUCGGUUCUGCAGGUCGGGGACGUUCAGUACUCGGUGCAGAGGAACCCGCCGACUCUCACCACCGCAGAGCUCCCGGUGUCGGUGCUGGCCGGGUUCCCCGUCUGCCCCACUCUGGAGGUGGAGUUCGGGAACCUGCAGGACUCCGAGUUCAUCUGGUUUAAAGAAGAUGUUUCCAAUAGGAGCUGCUCUGAAGCUACCGGAGCAGUUCCAGGUCAGGAGGCCAGUUGGACGCAGAUAGGCAGCGGGAGAGUCUACGUCCCGUCCAACCAGGACAUCGGCUACAGGCUCAAACUGCGCUGCACGCCCAGAGACGGAGGACGCAGCGGCUCGGCCAAGGAGCUGAUCUCUGUGGGCGCCGUGGAGGCCGGACCGGGCGUGUGCACGUUCGACAACCGACACGCGUACACGGUCAAAGAGGCGGAGUGGCCGUCUGUGAGGGUGGUGUCCUACAACAUCCUCGCUGAUAUCUACGCCCAGACCGAACUGUCCAAGAAUGUGCUCUACCCGUACUGCGCGCCCUACGCCCUGCAGCUGGACUACAGGCAGAACCUGAUCAAGAAGGAGCUGGCCGGGUACAACGCUGACAUCGUCUGUCUGCAGGAGGUCGACAAAGGGGUGUUCACAGACAGUCUGACUCCAGCUCUGGACGCCUUCGGUCUGGACGGUGUUUUCAGGGUGAAAGAGAAGCAGCACGAAGGACUCGCCACUUUCUACCGCAGGUCAAAGUUUCAGCUGCUGAGCCGCCAUGACAUCAUGCUGAGUGAGGCGUUGACCUCUGACCCCAUCCAUUCUGCGCUGCUGGAGAAGGUUUCUGCUAACAGCGCUCUGAAGGACAAGAUACUGCUGAGGUCCACCGCUCUGCAGGUCAGUGUGCUGGAGGACCUGAAUAAACCAGGCAGGAAGGUGUGUGUGGCCAACACUCACCUGUACUGGCACCCGAAAGGAGGGAACGUUCGCUUGGUCCAGAUGGGCGUGGCUCUGCAGCACCUGAGUCACGUGAUCAACGAGGUCGCACCUGGAGCUCCUCUGGUCUUUUGUGGUGACUUCAACUCCACCCCGAACUCAG
Messenger RNA from Morone saxatilis (striped sea-bass), 1688 nucleotides. It is a transcript of the gene pde12, whose product is annotated as phosphodiesterase 12. The record is from RefSeq and is a predicted model, not a curated record. NCBI's taxonomy places the organism in Eukaryota, Metazoa, Chordata, Actinopteri, Moronidae. Gene Ontology annotation, biological process: nuclear-transcribed mRNA catabolic process, deadenylation-dependent decay. Gene Ontology annotation, cellular component: mitochondrion. Gene Ontology annotation, molecular function: 3'-5'-RNA exonuclease activity.